Gekko japonicus is the source of this 6999-nucleotide messenger RNA. It is a transcript of the gene ATP11C, whose product is annotated as ATPase, class VI, type 11C. Lineage: Eukaryota; Metazoa; Chordata; Lepidosauria; Squamata; Gekkonidae. Gene Ontology annotation, cellular component: endoplasmic reticulum; recycling endosome; trans-Golgi network. The transcript is spliced from 29 exons. Gene Ontology annotation, molecular function: ATP binding; ATPase-coupled intramembrane lipid carrier activity; ATP hydrolysis activity. The coding region runs from base 153 to 3479 and encodes 1108 amino acids. Gene Ontology annotation, biological process: phospholipid translocation. The record is from RefSeq and is a predicted model, not a curated record.
GGGGGGCUGGGGGCGGGGGAAGCCAGCCCGCCCGCCGCAGUGUCCCCACCGCAAAGGUUGGGAGGGGGGCUCCGGAUCGUGCCAUUCGCGUGGAAGGAACCUGCAAGUCCCCCCUCCCGCCCGCUCCUGCGAGACGCUGCGGCAGGUCGACGAUGCUGCGCCGGACGAUCAACCGCUUUUUUAUUGGGGAAGACAAACGCGUUGGGACACGGACCAUCCUGGUUGGCCACCGUCCGGUUUCUGAAACAGAGGCUUAUGUUGUCCAGAAAUUCUGUGACAACAAGAUAAUCUCCUCCAAGUACACAGUCUGGAAUUUUCUCCCAAAGAAUCUCUUCGAACAGUUCCGAAGAAUUGCCAACUUCUAUUUCCUUAUCAUCUUUCUUGUACAGGUCAUAGUAGAUACACCAACGAGCCCAGUCACCAGUGGACUUCCUCUUUUCUUCGUUAUUAUUGUUACAGCUAUUAAACAGGGUUAUGAGGAUUGGCUACGGCACAGGGCAGACCGGGAAGUCAACAAAAGCACAGUCUUAGUGAUUGAGGAUGGAAAGCGUGUGAAGAAGGACUGUGAUACAGUCCAGGUUGGUGACAUAGUAGAAGUGAUAACAGGUGAAACCUUUCCCUGUGACCUUGUAUUUCUUGCAUCGAGUAGCAAAGAUGGGACCUGUUAUGUCACUACAGCUAGUCUGGAUGGAGAAUCAAACUUCAAGACUCACUACACUGUGCAGGAUACUGCCAAACUCUCUACAUGCCAAGCCAUAGAUUGCCUUAUUGCCACAAUUGAAUGUGAACAGCCUCAGCCAGACCUCUACAAGUUUGUUGGAAGAAUUAACAUCUACAAUGACAACCAAGAGCCUGUAGCCAGAGCACUGGGCCCCGACAACCUCCUGCUGUCAACAUUAAAAACUACUCACAAAAUCUAUGGUGUUGCUGUCUAUACUGGGAUGGAAACAAAAAUGGCUUUGAACUACCAAGGAAAAUCUCAGAAACGCUCUGCGGUGGAAAAAUCAAUCAACGUUUUCUUGGUUGUCUAUUUAUUCAUUCUUGUGGGCAAGGCCGUGGUGUGCACUACUAUGAAGUACUACUGGAUAAGUGAUCAUUCUGUCGAUGAACCUUGGUACAACCAAAAGACCCAAAGAGAGAGAGAGACCUUCAAGCUCUUAAGAAUGUUCACAGAUUUCCUGUCCUUCAUGGUCUUGUUCAAUUUCAUUAUCCCAGUCUCCAUGUAUGUGACAGUAGAAAUGCAGAAAUUCUUGGGUUCUUUCUUCAUUUCUUGGGACAAAGAGAUGUAUGAUGAGACAACCAAAGAAGGGGCCUUGGUGAAUACCUCUGACCUCAAUGAGGAGCUUGGUCAGGUUGAAUAUGUGUUCUCUGACAAAACUGGGACACUGACAGAAAACACCAUGGAAUUCAUUGAGUGCAGCAUUGAUGGAUACAAGUAUAACGGUUCCAUGACAGAGGUUGAUGGGCUCAAAUAUUAUGAGAAAGCUGAGAAGAGUCAAGAAGAGCUGUUCCUGCGUGCUUUGUGUCUCUGCCACACUGUUCAGAUUCAGUAUAGAGAUAAAGUUGACUCGGGAAAAUCUCAUCUGGAGACAUCAUCUCUGAACUAUGUCUCCUCUUCCCCGGAUGAAAUAGCUUUGCUGACAGGAGCUAAAAAGUAUGGUUUCACUUUUCUAGGACAAGAAAAUGGUUUCAUGAAGGUACAGAACUGCUAUAAAGAAAUGGAGAGCUAUGAGCUGCUUCAUGUUUUGGAUUUUGAUUGUGUCCGCCGCCGAAUGAGUGUUAUUGUGAGGAUGCCAUCAGGGAUGAUAAUCCUGUUCUGCAAGGGAGCAGACUCCUCUAUGUUUUCAAGGGUGCAAGAAUCUGAAAUACUGAAAACAAAAGUACACGUAGAACGCAAUGCAAUGGAUGGGUAUCGGACACUUUGUGUAGCCUUCAAAGAAAUUUCUGAAAGUGACUACCUGAAAAUCAGUGACAGUGUUAAAGAAGCUACAAUGGCACUACAGGACAGAGAAGCAAAGAUGGCGGUGCUUUUUGAUGAAAUUGAGAGAGAUAUGCAUUUGAUUGGGUCCACUGCUGUGGAAGACAGACUCCAGGAGCGUGCAGCAGAAACCAUUGAGGCCUUGCAUGCUGCUGGCAUGAAGAUCUGGGUGCUGACUGGGGACAAGAUGGAAACUGCCCAGGCAACCUGCUAUGCCUGCAGACUCUUCCAGUCCAAUACAGAACUGCUGCUUCUGACAACAAAAACCGUGGGAGAGGAGAACCAUAAGGAAGAGCAACUGUACAAGCUAAUGAUGGAAUAUCACAAAAAGGUGGUGAAUGACAUGCCUGAAGAUGUGAAAAGGAACUGGAUGCUCAGCCAUGAAUAUGGGCUAGUGAUCGAUGGUGCAACCCUGUCCCUGAUCUUGAACCCUUCUCAAGACUCAUGUUCCGUCCACUACAGAAACAUCUUCCAACAGAUAUGCCUGAAGUGCACUGCAGUACUGUGUUGCCGAAUGGCCCCUCUGCAGAAAGCACAGAUGGUUCGAAUGGUUAAGAAUUCGAAAGGCAACCCGAUAACUCUUGCAGUAGGAGAUGGUGCCAAUGAUGUUAGCAUGAUCUUGGAAGCUCAUGUUGGCAUAGGUGUUAAAGGCAAAGAAGGCCGCCAGGCAGCAAGGAACAGUGACUAUGCCAUCCCCAAGUUUAAAGACUUGAAAAGAUUGCUGCUGGCACAUGGGCAUUUGUACUACGUCAGAAUAUCACACCUUGUGCAGUAUUUCUUCUACAAGAACCUUUGCUUCAUUUUCCCACAAUUUUUAUACCAGUUCUUCUGUGGCUUCUCACAACAGCCUCUGUAUGAUGCAGCUUACCUUACCAUGUUCAACAUCUGUUUUACAUCCCUGCCGAUUGUGGCCUACAGUCUACUGGAGCAACAUAUCCCUAUUGACACCUUGAUGUCCUUUCCAAAGUUGUAUAUGAAUGUUUCCGACAAUGCAAUGCUGCAGUUGAAGCCCUUUUUGUAUUGGACCUUUCUGGGCAUUUUUGAUGGACUUGUGUUUUUCUUUGGGGGUUAUUUUCUUUUUCAAGAUGCUUCUUUAGAGGACAACGGAAAGAUGUCUGGAAACUGGAGUUUUGGAACCAUGAUUUUCACAGUGCUCGUGUUCACUGUCACCCUAAAGCUGGCAUUAGACACUCGUUUUUGGACGUGGCUAAACCACUUCGUCAUUUGGGGUUCAUUGGCCUUCUAUGUGUUUUUCUCAUUCUUCUGGGGAGGAAUCCUUUGGCCUUUCUUGAAGCACCAAAGAAUGUAUUUUGUAUUUGCCCAACUGCUGUCUUCAGUGCCCGUCUGGCUGGCAAUAUUUUUCUUGAUCUUCGUCAGCCUGUUCCCAGAAAUCAUUAUGGUAAUCUUUAGAAAUACGAAAAGAAAAAGCCGCCAGGCUGUUUCUUUAGAGCUGCCAGUACUGGUGUCCUACAAACACAAGGAGAAUGGCUACACCUAUUAAGUGAAGUCCAGAGAAACACCAUGACUCCUUUUGCAGAAUGAUGCCCUCUCAGGAUUCUUCGGAUGCAAAGAUUAUAACCCCAGCACGUGGGCUUAAAUCAGCAAUGCUCUUUCUUUCUCUCUUUCUGUGCUACAAACUGAGUAUCAGAAGCAAUCAAAAAGGAAGCCAAGAGAGUUAUUCCUUUUUUGUGGGUUUGUUUUUUAAACAAAGACUUUUUUUGCUUUGCAUUUUUAAAAUAAUGGGGAAAGGUGGGGAAAGGUGUUUUUCCCUAAUUUCCCUUCUUUAAUCCCCUUCUCUAAGAAACUAACUUUGCUAUUCUGCUAAAUAAAAUGUUGGAGAAAGCUACGGAGGUUUUGGUACUUGGAAGACUUGUGGCGUAUUCUGCUGUGAUUCAGAUUCAUCCAGGAAAGGCGAAGUGCUGCUAAAGGUUUCUUUCUUUUGUUCCCCCUCCCCCGACCAAAGAAAUAGCACAACUUUAUCUUCCGAGAGCUGUGUUCCAAUUUUCCAUGGACAGCGCUAGCAAAAUCUUAUGUGUCGUUCUGUGGCUUGGCCAUAAAUUUGAAUCAUGUCGAUGUACUUCUGUUGUUGUUGUUCAGCCAACCACUACCAUCUCACCUUUAAGGAAUAGGGUAUUUUAAAAAAAAAAGUUAAUUUUUUGCCCCAUCAAGAAUACUUGAGGGGAAAAAAUUGAAAGACUUGUGCUUUCCUGUGGUAUCCAUGUUCAUUUCAAACACUAAGGUUAAUGUAGCUGAAUGUUCUCUGUUGAGCUUGGGUUGAAGAAUUCAAAAGCAACCUGUUGUCCAAUACUUGCACAUGCAACAGGUUUUCUUUCCAUGGUCUGUUCCUCUCUAUUCCCCUCUCAAGUGUAUUUUGCAGUUCAAAUCAGCAUGUCUCUUUUCUUAAAAAAUGUAACACUCUUUACUGACUAUAAGAAAAUAUUUACACCACAUUGUCAGACUUCUCUCAACCUGAGCUCUUAAGGAUUACGUACCAUUUUUAGGAUGCAAUUUUCCAGAUGUGCAGGUGCCAGAUACUUAGAAUAUUAACUGUUCACAAAGGUUCAGAUGUUUACUGAUGGAGAGAGAUCUAACUGGGGGGGAGGAAUCUUUUUGGUGCACUCUUUCUCUUCACAUUCAAGGCCCACAGGCCAUUGUUUGGGAUAGACCCACCACUGCAAGUUGUAAAAAUUGCCUUCUUUGGAGGAGCAAGCCCUGAAAUGCCUGCACUGUUACCCUUUCUAGUGAGAGAGCCACAUUCAUCGUUAGCUGUCUUCCUCCAAAGUGUAGUGCAUCUGAUGGCCAGUUCACACACCUGUGUGUUAAGGUAUACCUUAAAAAGCUCUUACAUGUGCACUUACAGAUAUUGUUAGCAUGUGCAACCAAUGCAUGUUUUCAACUGUGUAUCUGAUGGGUACACAAGCACGUGUGCCCGUUAUUUGCCACCAUGUAAUAUGUGUAGUAGUGCUAUAACACACACAGUAGCACUGCUGGCUUCCCUCCCCCCCUUUCUUUCUUUCUUUUUUUUCUGAAUUUUGCCCCAGCAGUCUACAUGCAGGAAGUAGUGUGUGAAUUUAGAAGUAGAUUUGUGCCAGUUGCUAUGAAUUCCAUGACUGAGACAGCUCCAGAAAUGGCCACUGAGAUUUGAGAGGGCUCAACUGAAUCUGCUUCUGAUCCAAGCACUAGUCCUAUGCAAAAGUGGGCAACGCUGAGGACAUGCUCAGGUAGGCAGUCCCAUGGGGGCAGGGGCAGUGCAUGCAUGAACAAACGCAAAGACAUUUGUAGCUAGAAAUAACAUGUCUAGGUCAGUCCAGCUUACGACUAAAGUCCCAGAGUUCACUGAGGCAUGGAUGGAAAGAUCCCCCCCCCCCCGUGUAAUACUUGUAGUUUAAACUCUUUUUGCUGUUUUCUGUUCUUCAAAUGGGACCAGUUGAUCAUUGUCUCAUUUCCACCUUGUCUAUCUGCACAGUGAGACUAUAGCUAGACAUUAACAGGCUUGUGUGGCUGCCACCAAUCCAUAUUUUCAAUCUUCUUCCCAGUAGUGUUUGAUAUGAGAAAUGCAUGAUGUGGUAUCAUUAUGGAGCAUCUGUUUCCCCUUCCCUCCUGCCCUUGUACAUGGCAGCCAGUCAGUUGACAUAGAAUGCGGUCACAUUACACCACAGAUUUCCCUCCCUAGACAUUACUGGGAGAGGAUGAGAGAGCGGUUUCUCCUCUGACACCCCCCCCCCACUUCUGCUUUCAGCCAUGACAAACAGGGUCACUAUGACAGGCUAGGUGCCAAAUCAUAUCUGGUAGAGACCCCUUCACCCUGUCCCCAAAACCUUUAAAUACACAGGUCCAUCUUGGUGUCUGUGUUUAUGCGUUGUUAAUUUCUGGGGCUCUUUUUUAAACUUUGAAUUGCAUAUGACCUGAAACUCACUGUGCAUUUUUCACAAGCUAGGCAAGUACCCUUUUCUAGUCGCCUCAACUCACCUGUGAACCUAAUGCAUUUUUUUUAAAGAAUGCACCAGUUUAGGACCAAAUUCUCUGAUUCCAAACUCCAAGUAGUUACUGGGGGGGGGGACGGGGGGGGAUGGACUUCAUCUUCUGAAAUAUAUUAUAAACCUAGCAGUUGGAAGUUCUCAAAAGGGGAUGGGACUAGAGGCAUCUUGGGCACAACAACUGGUUUCUUUUGCUUUCUCACACCGUGACUGGGCCAGGUGAUCAUUAGUAGUGUCUCUGAACUUCUGCUGUUUCACUGGAGCCCAGGAGUUUUAUUUUUGUUUUUAUGGCUAAGGUUUAUUUAAAAUGUCAACCAAAACAACAGCAAAUCCAGCAAUGAGAUGAUCCAUUUUGGUCCCCAGAAGGCUGUGAAGAGUUAAUCCCACUGAGAGGAUUUUGCAGGUUUGGCAUGUACCAAUAGCACAUCAUGUGGUAAAACUUUUUUAGAUUGCACGUUGGAGAACCAUGUCUGAGUCCUCCCUCACUAAACAUGGAAAACUAAAGUGACAAAAGAUAUUAAAAGUGCAGUUUUGUAUUGCCCGUGAGCUGCUAGUUUUUUUGAUGGCAGGGAGUUUCUUGCAGGGAAGGGAAAGCGUAUUCAGUUGGAAGUGGUAGGAUCCAAGAGAACUUUUACCACAUGACCUGAUGUUUUUCUGGACUGGGCCAUAACCAUGACCAACUUUGCUGCAUUUCAUUUUGUAUCCUCAAGCCAUGAGUUUGCUUAUGAACUCUGUCCCUUCCCCAAAGCGCUGCAGCCAUUACUGGAGGAUAUACCCAGUCCACAAUCUAGAAUCGUCAACAUUUUAAAGUCAUUUGUGCAUAUGGGCCAUGCCAGUCCAAGUAGUCUUAACUCAUGUCAAUAUUGUAAAACCUGUAAUGGAACUUUUUUUAAAAAAACAAAAGUUGUAGAUAUGGAGUGGAGGAGGCGGAUGUACAUUCUAUACAGAUUUUAAGAUGCAUUUUUUCAGCUGCUUGCAAACACUGAAGGGACUGCAAUCUUAAUUUUUAUCUCUCUGGCAAUUUUAUACACUUAACGUAUAAUG